AUGCAGUCGCAACAAAAUACACCAAACGACUUGAUGUAUGCCGCCAACCAACCCGCUGACCUGCCUGAGCGAGUAGAAAAACUCGCUCCCGCAUGGCAGGUCGAUGCCGCCAGGAAGAGUAUCACGCGCCAGUUUACAUUUGCUGGGUUUGGAAAAGCCUGGCAGUUCAUGUCGCUCGUUGCGGAUGAGUGCAAGGUCAAGAAUCAUCAUCCGAGAUGGGAAAACCUGUAUAACGAGGUUACGAUUGAAUGGACUACUCACAAGCCCAAAGGACUGAGUAUCAAGGAUGUUGAGAUGGCCGAGUUUUGUGAUCAGAAAGCAGCCGAGAUUGGAUCCGGUUUGUUCAGGAAGGUAUGGACUUCAAUGAAUUGGGUCAUCUAUCCGCCCCAUUCAUUAUGCCUAACUAUCACUCGCUCUAACAACAUUCCAACCACCCUCGUCCUCCACGCCAUCGCCCUGCACACUAACCGCGACCGAAUGGCCAACGCCUCCAAUCACAUCCUGCACUGCGAUCUUGCCGCCGACUUUUGUCCAGCCUUUCCUCCCAAUUCCUAG
Alternaria atra is the source of this 555-nucleotide messenger RNA. RefSeq lists its product as uncharacterized. The transcript is spliced from 3 exons. Bases 1 to 555 code for a protein of 184 amino acids. NCBI's taxonomy places the organism in Eukaryota, Fungi, Ascomycota, Dothideomycetes, Pleosporales, Pleosporaceae. Gene Ontology annotation, molecular function: 4-alpha-hydroxytetrahydrobiopterin dehydratase activity. Gene Ontology annotation, biological process: tetrahydrobiopterin biosynthetic process. The record is from RefSeq and is a predicted model, not a curated record.